Linnemannia hyalina is the source of this 2109-nucleotide messenger RNA. NCBI's taxonomy places the organism in Eukaryota, Fungi, Mortierellomycota, Mortierellomycetes, Mortierellales, Mortierellaceae. The record is from the annotation of a GenBank genome assembly.
AUGUCGACCCGUCUACCCGUGCGACUGGGCCUGGGCGAUCCAAGGCUCCAGAACUACAUGAUCUCUGCCAAGCCAACACCAUCAUCUUCAUCAGCAACUGCAGCAACGACCGCUUCUUCCUCUUCAUAUGGACGCCAAGAUCGGAUCCCAGCCGUGGGUGUGACUGCGCCAGGAGGUUCCUAUCCUUCUGAAACUGUCCGUAGUGGCAUCAGUAGCAGCAGCAGCAGCAACAGCCAUCAUCGUGCGAUACCGCCCUUCCACCCUCCUUCCUCCUCACCUUCCGCACCCGACCAGAGCUCCAGCAGGACAUACCCCGAGUCACCAUCAACGAGACAGACCUCAAUAAGCCAUUCCAACAACGGACAAUGGAACGACGUCAACGCUGCAGCAGUUGGGGGUCGACAUUCUACAUCGCCCGGAUCACAACCUAGGUCAUUGCCCAGCCCAACACCUUCAAUGACACCCAUGUCACCUGAUUAUCGCCACAGCCAUGACCCAUCCCACCAGCAACAGCACCCCCAGCAGCACCGAACCCACCAGCAGCACGACUUGUUGUCGCCUUUGGCUUCUGAAAUCGAAUUGGGUUCUGAUACCAAGCCAUUGACACCGCUGUUCCGAUCCAACUCCCCACCUGCCUUCAACUCAAUGAGUCACCGACCUUCAUCGUCAGCGUCUCACUUGGGAUCUGCCCACAUGACCAACUCGCUUUCUGCGACAAGCAAUGGGUCUGCUGGUGUAUCAGGUGUUGUUCAUCCCAGCCCUGCCUUGGACCGCCGCGCGGUGACUCCCCCAGCGACCAGUCUGGGCUGGUCCGCCAAGCACCACCACCACAGGAUACCCGUCCGUUCUCCGGACCGUGCUGACCAUGAGCUCUUGACAACCUCAACCACUGACAGUGAGCCCAGCGCCUACAUGAACAUGAAUUUUUACGAUAUUUACCGCCAGAACCCCAAGCUCCUCCGUCCCGAGGGAGGCCGUCACGAGGAACGCCGACUCCAGGCUUUCCAUCACCAUCAAGCCAACCCUCAGUACCACCCUCAUCCUCACCCCGACAGCGCCUGCCCUGGUGACUAUUCCCGUCCCAUUAGUCAUGCCAAGCGAUCUUCUGCUGGAGGACUCGGUGGACUCUCUCGUCGUCAAUCGAUGCCUCUUAUCUCGACGGCUACUCAACGUGUCCUCCGACAUGAAGAUGCCAAGGUAGAGCAGCAGAUGUCGUUUGAUGAGCAUGUUGAUGAUAUGGCCGUGAAGCAGGAUCCGAACUACCAUUACCACAGUAGACAUCAUGGAUUGGGCAUUCAGCAGCAGCAGUCAACUUACGCAGGUGCUUACAAACACACAUCCGUUAUUCCGUCUCUCCAGGCUCGACCAGCACCCAUGUCGAUCCACCAUAUCCUCAGCGAUGAUACCACCCAUGGAUCAGAACAGGACCGGUUUUCGUUCCGCAGCGAUGACGAUGAUGAUGAAGAGACGGAUCGGUAUUCUGAGACCAUGGGUCUGAACUAUGGUUAUCACAGCGGUGCUGCGCCCUACUCGUCGUCGUCGAAGGCAUCGCAGAAGCGCAAACAGGACGAGAACGACGGCGAGCCCAAGAAGCGCAAGCGCAUCUCGAAGAAGCAGGCUGCGGAGAUGGGAUUGCUUGGUCCCGAAGGUGUUGUCAAGCGGAAGCGCACCAAGAAGAUUCGCGAACCCGGUUAUGUCUCGCCCACAGGAUUCUCUCAUGGUGGAGAGCGUGUUGUUCAGGAACCCGAGGAAGUUGUUGUUCUUGAGCCCGAUGUCGGACCCGUCUCUAUUCUCGAUCAUCAGUCGCUUCCCAAGAUCAUUUGGAAAGGUUACCCAUUGAACAUUUCGGGCAAGAUUGGAUUCGAAUUGCUCCAUCCCUAUGAGGUCCACAUUGCCUCGACUCUGCGUCUCUCGCCGGCUCAGUACCUCGCCUGCAAGCGCACCCUCAUCCUUGCUUCGCGAAAGUACCUCUCUGUCCCCAACGGCAAGCAGUUCAAGAAAUCGGAUGCCCAAAAACUGUGUCGUAUCGAUGUCAACAAGACCAGUCGUCUCUGGGAGAUCUUUGCCAAGGUCGGCUGGUUGGCCGGUAUCACCGAGCAAGACCUCUAG